AUGGCGUUAUCAACCAACAACACUCGCCAGAGAACCGCUGACGUGUAUAAUACCAAGAGUUUGCACGAAAGUUCGAACCCGUUUUCCGCAACGGCCAACAAGUUUUGGCUAAAAUCUACGAAGGUCAAAAUCACAGCAGAAGUCCUCAAAGCCAACAUCUGGGACUUUUUGGAGAAAGAAGAUUUUGCAUUUAAAUUUUUGUUAGAUUUGGAGAACCUACAAAUUCUCGAGGAUUAUUUAUGGCCAGGAUUCACAGAAGAUGCUUCAAAUAUCCAUGUACUUCUUAUCGUCCUACUAUCAAAUGUCAGAGCCAGAGAACAUCUACCAGUUUGGGACACCUUUUACGAUAAGAAGUCUGAUUUCUCAUCUUUAUUUCGAAGAAUAAUUUCACUGAGCUUAGAUACUUCUUUAUCUUCUACAGUUAGAAUCCAUGUUUUAUCAUUUAUUAUUAAUUCUUUCCAAUCCCUGGAACGUGAAAUUGUCCGGAAAGAAUGUGCUCCUUUGGUUUCGAUAUCUAUCUGGCACAAUUUAUCCUGUGACAGAAAAAGAGAGCAAAAACUCGAUCAAAAUAUACAGGUCCGCAAGGCUUGGAGGGCUUCGAUAAAGCGAUAUGACGCAGCCGAUGCGGCGACCAAGUCAAGAUUACGCAUAGAAAGGUCAUGGUUAUUAACACUUGUUUUCGACUUUCUCCGGCAGCUGUAUGACGCUGGAUGUAAGCCUAGUAAUAUCAGAUAUUGUGAACGCUUCGUUGAGUUAUUAGCUGAUCUUCAAAGUCAACUACCGACCAGAAGGUACGUAAAUACAAUGCUCCAGGAUCUGAAUAUUAUACCAGCCAUCAGAAACUCUCCUGUAUUUAAUCAAGAACAAAACGGACUUUUAAGAGACCUACUAGCACUUCUGAAGCACUAUACAAAUUUUCCGAUAGACGACUACACCGGAGUUCAUUAUGGUCUCGAGGGAGCAUAUGAGCGUCACUGCUCAAGUCUUGCUAUGUUGCAGAGAACAGCUUUCAGGAACUUCAGGGACAAAUUAACAGUAUUGGCAUUAUCAAAUUAUGGAUCUAUCGGAAAUCAGGAUGAGCUCCGAAGUCACGUAGAAACUCUCUCGGACGAGGAACUCGCUCAAUUGUGUGAAUUGCUUCAGAUACGGACUCAAUAUCCUGCUUCUACUGGGAUCCUGCUAAGUCGUGAAUUAUUAAUAGAGAUUCUACUUUCUGUGCAUGAAAAGCAGAAGACUUUUCAUGAAUCUGCUCAAGAACUUAGUAUCUUGCCUACUGAGAUCACAUUGUUUGAUCCAUCAUUACUGAGGAAUGAUCACUAUAAUGGUUCUCAACCUCUUGCUAUCCCAAAAUUAAACUUACAAUACCUUACCGUUGGAGACUUUCUUUCCCGGUCUCUAAUCCUUCAUCGAUGUGAAUGUUUCUACGAAAUAAGGAAGCAUAUUGAAGACACCAUAAAACAAUUACGACCCUCCGCUAGUCAAAAUGGCCAAACAAACUUUGAGGGCUCCUCAAAAAUGGCUUUACAAAUCCCAAAACCUGUUAUCUUGGAAGUCAGUCCGCCUCUCGUAGGUCAAGAUAUGCCCUCUAAAGUUUUAGCGGAGAUUAUUUUGGAUACAAGCCGUAUGAGUGAUGACACGCGAAGAGAUUGGUCUUCUCUACGAAUUGAUGAUGUAGUCUUCCUUCUUUCAGUUCAAAUUUUAGGCAAUUCCACGCCUACCGAUGUUGAAAUGACAUCUGAACCACAGCAACCAGGGCUUAGAUACUUGAGAGCGGCUGAAGUUAUUCAUGUACUUGACGAAAAAGGACGUCAAUUGAAUGACCAAAACCACGAGAAUGGAUAUUUUAGAUCACGAAUAAAAAAGUUGCAAGUGAAAUUAGAUGCCUCCGCAUACCGCGAGGACAUGGAACUCGUAUCCACUGGAAAACCAAAUAUUUACGAGUCUCUAAAUGUGAUUGUUCGAAGGCGAGGCAGGGAAAACAAUUUCAAGCCUAUCCUUGAAUCAAUACAGAAUCUCACUCUUUCGGAUGUUCCACUAGCAACAUGGCUUCACGAUAUUUUCCUCGGCUAUGGUGAUCCAAGUGGUGCAAGCUUUCGAUGUCUAGGGAAUCGAAUAAAAAAGAUAGACUACCGGGAUACUUUUCUCGAUCGGCAGCAUUUGAUCGAAUCCCUCGCGGGAAAAGCUCUCAAUAUCAGCAAUGACUUAGUCGAAGAUAUCAGGCCCCCAUAUGUUUUAGAGUUUGAAAACACUGAAACAAAAGAUCCAAUUGAACCCACAAAGAAGCGACGUCGUAUUACUAAACCUCCCCAUCAAAAUGGAGCUUUAUCUGUCCGAGUAUCAACAUAUCAGCCCAUGAAUACAGGCCCAUAUCCAACAGACUCAUCUAAACUAAAUAAGAUUCGAUUUACUCCGACCCAAGCCGAAGCUAUCAUAUCUGGAUCGCAGCCAGGACUUACGGUCAUUGUUGGCCCUCCCGGAACUGGGAAGACUGAUGUUGUAACUCAAAUUAUCAAUAUAAUCUAUCAUAAUUUUCCCGAACAGCGAACUUUACUGAUCGCGCACAGCAAUCAAGCCUUAAAUACCUUGUUUCAAAAAAUAGUCGCAUUAGAUAUUGAUCAACGCCAUCUAUUAAGACUAGGCCAUGCUGAUGACUUAGAUACAGAAUCUAAUUUUAGCAAGCACGGAAGGGUUGAAUCAUUUCUUGAUAACAGGGAAAGUUAUCUACAAGAAGUUGACCGUCUUGCAGCUAACUUUGGCGCCCCUGGUGCCCACGGUAGCUCUGCCGAAGCUGCGGGCUAUUUUAAUUUGGUUUACGUCGAGCCAGCUUGGAAAAUCUUUCAGCAACUAGCAAGCUCAGUAGAUACCUCUGCUGAGAGUCUCAUCCAAGCAUUUCCUUUCCACCACUAUUUCUCUAACGCACCCCAGCCACUGUUUCCACAGGGUUCUUGCAGAGAAACUAUCUUGAACAUCGCUAAUGGCUGCUAUUUCCAUAUCUCAAAAAUAUUUUCAGAACUCGCUGAUAUUCGACCAUUUGAAGUGUUGAGAAGAGACCGCGAUAAAGCUAAUUAUUUACUAACAAAUGAAGCGCGGAUUAUUGCCAUGACUUCUACAUAUGCAGCCAUUCGGAGGGGUGAAAUCGUAUCGCUUGGCUUUCAUUACGAUAACGUGGUUAUGGAGGAAGCAGCUCAAAUAACUGAAAUCGAAAAUUUCAUUCCUUUAGCACUACAACUUCCUAAGAAUGGAAAAAUGCCCCUUCAGCGUGUUGUCCUCUGUGGAGAUCAUUUCCAAAAUUCGCCUGUAAUUCAGAAUCUAGCUUUCCGGCAAUAUGCCAACCUCGAACAGUCUCUCUUUUACCGCCUCAUCCGUCUAGGUGUGCCAACAAUAAAUUUGGAUCAACAAGGCCGAGCUCGGCCAUCGAUUGCAUCCCUCUACUCUUGGCGCUAUCAAGAAUUGGGGAACCUGUCUUCAGUACUCGCAGCAACUGAAUUUCAAAUAGCCAAUGCUGGUUUUAAAUUUGACUAUCAAUUCAUAAAUGUAGUCGAUUACCAGGGUAGAGGAGAAUCAGAACCAUCGCCACAUCUUAUUCAAAACCAAGGUGAGGCCGAAUACGCUGUAGCCAUUUACCAGUAUAUGAGACUGCUUGGUUACCCAGCGCCAAGUAUUUCUAUACUGACCACUUAUUCUGGACAACGUGAGUUGAUAAAAGAGCUUUUGAGUAUACACUGUGCACGUAAUCCUAUAUUCAACCUUCCAAAGAUUGUUACUACCGUGGACAAAUAUCAGGGAGAACAAAAUGACUAUGUGAUACUUUCUCUCACAAGAACAUCACGGGUUGGAUACUUACGGGAUAUUCGGCGCUUAACUGUGGCACUCUCGCGCGCAAGACUCGGCUUGUACAUUCUAGGGCGACGUGAAAUAUUUGAAUCAUGCUCUGAACUUCGAAAAGCCUUUGAUAUCAUCUUUCAGAGACCUGAUAAACUUAUGCUUGUGACUGGGGAAAUGUGGCCAAGUCAAAGAAUUUUAGCUGACGAAAUUAGCUCGGUAGUAUCCGGUGAAACGGUAAUGGAGAGUGUAGAUCAAUUCACUGAGCAUGUCAAAAAUAUGAUAGAAUUUAAAACCGGACAAGAUCACUUCAGCAGUAAUUAUCUGGGAGAAUCCGGCGAUAAAGAAAAUAUAAUGAGUUAA
Blumeria graminis f. sp. triticale is the source of this 4185-nucleotide messenger RNA. NCBI's taxonomy places the organism in Eukaryota, Fungi, Ascomycota, Leotiomycetes, Helotiales, Erysiphaceae. The record is from the annotation of a GenBank genome assembly.